AUGGCCACCAGCUGGAUGGAUGUGGCCCAGGACACAGCCAGACUGUGCAGCACCAGUUCACCGCUAGGGGAACCAGAGAGCGCACAUGGGCCUGACCAGAAGCCGGCCUCAGGAAGGGAACUGGAAGCCAAGCAGAGGUCCCAGUGGGUGCGCAGAGGGGACUGCAGCGGCCAAGGCCUGAGGAGGCUUCCUUGUGAGGAGCGAACGCAGGGGCCGGGCGCGGGGCGGGGCCUCGGCGGGGCGGCCGCGCGGCUUCACCUGCCGCUGGGAUCCCGCGGAACUGAGGCGCGGGCCGCUGCGAGGUUGACAGACGCACCGGCCAGAGGGAGCGCGCCGCCGUUCCCACUUGGCCAGGCUCCGGGGAGCCCGGGCGGCGAGGGUGGCGGACGCAGCCAGGCUGGAGGUUCCGGGCAGGCGCGGGGGAGCGGUGGCGGCGGCGAGCGGACUCCGGACACCGGGCAGGCGUCUGGGCACGGCGCGGCGGGGAAGAUGACCGCGGGCUCCUGCUCCUCCUCCUGGUGCUCUCGCUCUCCGGCUCGCUCCGGCAGUUACUGUUGGAGCUGGAUGAUGCUGACCUCCAGGUGGAGAACAUCCAUGGCCAAGCCCUCAUUUUGAUGAACAGCAGAGUGGUCUCCAGCAGGGAAUUGGUCAAACCCAAGCUAGCUGAACCUAACAAAAAUUUUGAGAUGGUGUCUCAGCAUAUCAAAAUUGCCAACAUAAGUAAUCUUUUCAUGUACAACUCUUUCCCUGUGUAUGUGUAUCUAAACGAUAUAUGAUGAUAGACCAUGUGCAUAAAAUUUUUAAAAAUUAAAAUAAUA
Molecule: messenger RNA, 818 nt
Organism: Choloepus didactylus (southern two-toed sloth)
Lineage: Eukaryota; Metazoa; Chordata; Mammalia; Pilosa; Megalonychidae
Product: glycine-rich protein DOT1-like
Exons: 4
Coding region: 1-615 (204 amino acids)
Source: RefSeq, a predicted model, not a curated record